Messenger RNA from Adineta steineri, 758 nucleotides. The record is from the annotation of a GenBank genome assembly. Lineage: Eukaryota; Metazoa; Rotifera; Eurotatoria; Adinetida; Adinetidae.
AUGCCACCAAAAAAAGGAACUGCUAAGACAACAACAUCAACUGAAAAUGAUACUGAUUCCAAGCAAAUUCAAAAAAAACAAGAUGAAGAAAAUCAGCAACCAACAGAAACUGAACAAUUAAGUCCAAAGAAAAAUUCCACUGAAUCAAAAAAAGCUGGAAAUAAUAAAGCUGCUGGUCGAUUACGAAAAAAAUCUGAAGCUGAAAAACUUCAAGAAGAAGCAUCUGGUUUUAUUGACCGAGCAAAUAAAAAAUCUGAAGUAGCUGAUGAUUCAACAGAAGAAGAUAAUGAUGAUGAACAACAAUCAUCAAAGAAAAAAUCGAAUACUUCUACUAAAGCAAUUGGAGCUCGUGGUGGUAAACGUCAAGCAGCUAAAAAUAUGCCUACACAUGAUGAAGAAGAAAAUGAAGAUGAAAAGGCAUCAUCGACUUCUACAAAAGCUCCAGCUAAAGGCAAAGGUGCUGCUCAAAAAAAUAAAAAACCAGAAGAAGAUGAACAAAAAGAUGCUGGUACUGGUGAAGAUGAUGACGCCGAAAAUGAAGAUGAAUCACCAAGUAAAAAAACUAAAGGUAAAGCAGGUCGUAAACCUGCUCAAAAGAAUAAAACCGAAGCUGAAAAUGAACAUGAACAAAAUGAAGAUAAUGAUACAAAGAAGAAAUCAGCUACUGCUCGUAAAGGAAAAGCUGGAGCAGCAUCAAAAAAAUCUGAAACUGAAGAAAAAUCAACAAAUGAUGAUCUUAAAUUAUCUGAAGAUGAAGA